AUGAGCAGCCGUGGCACGAAGGGGUGCUGCCGCCGGGUGGUGGAUUUGGAAGUCUUUGCAGCCCGCAGAGACUACCGAAUCUGCCGCCCAGUGCUGAGGGCCGCAUCCAACCUCAACCCGGCCCUCGUCGGGCCCCAAGCGGCAGAACGGACCGGCCCCCUCUUCCGCGUCAACUUUCCCCCGGCGGCCAAGCGAAGUGAGUCCUGGAGGGCCGGGGGGGGGGGGCUUUCCUGGGCCGGGCGAGGGCGGCGUCUGGGCCGCGCGGAGCUGAGCUCCCUCUUGGUCCGCAGGGCGACCGGCAGCGACGACUCGGAGGCCUCCGAUUCCGGCGGCAGCGCCUUCGAGGAAACCCUUCGCGGCAAGGCAGGCAAGCGGCAGCCGGGGCCCCGCAAGCCGCAGGCGGCGAGGCGAAGGGCGGCCCCGAAGGAUCUUCUGCUUGCCCGCGCGGAGCCCAGCGGCCUCUUCCAGGCGGUGAAGGCAGGCCGGAGCGCCGCGCAGUCUGUAGUUGAUGACUGGCUUGAGAGUUACAAGAAAGACAGGGAAUCUGGUUUCCUGGAGCUGUUCAACUUUAUUGUCCACUCCUGUGGUUGCAAAGGUGUAGUGACCCUGGAGAUGCUGAGAGGCCUUCAGAACUCAGAGAUCAUCCAGCAACUGACAGAAUCAUUUGAUGAGGGCUCAGCAGAGUACCCACUGUUGUUGAACACCCCAGUCUGGCGGCGAUUUCGACAGGGGUUCUGUGAGCUGUUGGCAGUUCUUGUGCACCGUACACAACAUGCUGUUCUCUGUGAUGAGUAUUUGAUGGGUAGCCUCAUCGCUCUGCUUACUGGCAUGUCUGACUCCCAGGUGCGUGCUUUCCGCCACACGAGCACCUUGGCAGCCAUGAAACUAAUGACAGGUUUGGUGCGUGUAGCUCUGAGUGUCAGCCUGCAGAAGGACAACAGUCAGCGGCAGUAUGAGGCUGAGCAGGCCAAGGGAUUGAGCUGCCGGGCUCUGGAGAAGCUGGAAGGGCUGCUGGAACAACACAGAGAGCUCCAGGAGAAACAGGAAGAGCUUGAGAAUUUGAUGAACGCUAUUUUCAAGGGGGUCUUCAUUCACCGCUAUCGGGACCUUAUGCCUGAAAUCCGUGCCAUUUGCAUUGAAGAGAUGGGCCAGUGGAUAGAGCAUUACAGCAACUCCUUCCUGACUGACAGCUAUCUCAAGUACAUUGGCUGGACGCUACAUGACAAGCAGGGGGAGGUCCGGCUCAAGUGCCUGCUUGCUCUGCAACGACUGUAUCACAGCCAGGAGAGGGCUGCUCGCCUGGAGCUCUUCACCAGCCGCUUCAAGGAGCGAAUGGUGUCCAUGGUCCUGGAUAAGGAGCCCCAGGUGGCAGUGGAAGCUGUCAGGCUGCUCACCCUCAUCUUUCAGAAUAUGGAUGACGUGCUCACAGACUCGGAUUGUGCAAGCAUCUUUCCACUUGUGUAUGCUUCUAACCGUCCUCUUGCAGCAGCCGCUGGCGAAUUCUUAUAUAACAAGUUGUUGGCUCCCACCAUGUGUGCCAGGGGUACAGCAGGGAAGCAGCACACCAGAGCCGCCUUCCAGCUGCUGCUGGCCUUUUUCAUUCAGAGUGAGUUCCACGACCAUGCCAGCUACCUGGUGGACAGCCUGUGGGAUUGUGCGGCUGCCUUGCUGAAGGACUGGCAGCUGCUGACUGGGCUGCUGCUGGAGGAUCCCCCUGUGGAAGGCCUCGGAGACCGAGAAGAGAACAGCCUCAUCAUGUUCUUGGCAGCCAGUGUGCGGCAGGCCACCGAGGGGCAGCCACCUGUCGGCCGGAUCUCUGGAAAGAAGGUGCUUUCUGCUCGGGAGCGCAAGGUGCAAGUGGAGGAUCGCCACAGACUCACCCAGCACCUCAUCCCCCUGCUGCCCCUGCUGCUGGCUAAGUUCUCAGCUGAUGCCGAAAAAAUGGUUUAUCUGCUGGAGGUCCCACGCUACUUUGACCUGACUCUUUACAGCAGUGGCCGUCUGGAAAAGCAUUUAGAGCUGCUGCUGGCCCAGCUGUGGGAGGUGAUGGAAAAGCACACAGACUGCGAAGUGCUGGAGGCUACUUCUAGGACUCUGCACAUGCUCUGCUCUCCAGAACUGGCUUUCUACAGCCGGGCAGAUUUUGCCCGUAGUUGUCUGGUAGACCAUCUGGCGGAUAAAUUCCAGCAUGAGGUGACUGAACUGUUCCAGUCACCCUGCUGUCUGGAGAAUGAAGAUGUGUACCGUGUGGCUGCCACUCUCAAACGCAUUGCCAUCCUGCACAGUGCUCAUGACCUGACCCCGUGGAAUUUCUUUGACCCCUGCAUCCGACUCCUGCGCCACACGGUGGACACAGAGGAGAUCCCCAAGCAGUUGGUCAUCUCUGCCAUAUCCUGUUCAUACUUCUCACUCUAUUGGGAGCUGUCCCACCUCUGUGCCACUGCCACAGCCUCUGACCCCCUUCCCAGACAGGAGCAGCUGCUCAGCCUGAAGGAAAAAGUGGCUUCCUUCUGCUCCCUCUGUCAGAACUACCUUGUGGACAUGGACCCCGGUGUUCAGGAGCAGGCCUUUGUGGUGCUGACUGACCUGCUCAUGAUUUUCGGGCCUCAACUGCCGUAUGGGGGCCACCGCCUGCUCCGGGAGCUGGUGUACGAGCCGGAUGUCGCUUUGCAGUCACAGCUAGCUGGCUUCCUUGUGGACCACGUCUUCAACCACGACCAGGUCGAAGGCAGCCAGGAUGAGAUGCUCCAGAUUGAGCAACUGCACCAGCGCCGCAAGCUGCUGGCCGGAUUCUGCAAGCUCAUUAUCUACGGAGUCCUGGAGCUGAGUGCUGCCUCAGACAUCUUCAAGCAUUACUCCAAGUCCUACAACGACUAUGGGGACAUCAUCAAGGCAACACUGAAUGAGACCCGCCAGAUUGACCGGACCGAAUGGGCUCACACGCUGCUCCUCACUCUGCAGCAGUUGCUGACUCAGCUGCUUCUGGAGCAGGGACCUGCAGGCGUCAAAUCGGCCACCUUCCUGGAGAUCCGGGAUUUGGCACGUCGAUUCUCUCUGCUCUUUGGGCUGCACCAGCUGCAGAACCGCUCCGCCCUUGUCACUCUGCAUAAGGAUGGGAUAAAGUUUGCCUUCCAGGAGCAGGUGGCCUCCGACUCCAGGCUGGACCUUAUCCACCUGCCCUUCUUAGAGCUGCUGAGCGAGUUUUCUCCACGGCUGGUGCCUCCCGACAAAGCCUUGCUCCUGUCCUACCUCAAGAAGAUCAGCCAGGCGCACCUGUCCUCCCAACGCGGAGAGGAGCACCUCUGGGCCUCGCUCCUGGUCUAUCAGCGCUCCCUGAGCCCCCAGGAGGAGACAGCCCCCUCACCAGAUGUACCUGCCCAGCAGAAGCCUGGACCACCUGCCAAGAGGCGGCACCUGGAUGAGUCCCCUGGGCAUAGUGAUGCCAGUUUCUCCUCCACUUCCGGCAGCCACUUACAGAGCCCCUUGAUGACAUCCACCACCCUGCGGAAAAAAGGCCACUCGGCUGCCCAGCUGCUGGGCCAGGAGGACUCAGGCUCCGAGUUGGAGUUUGUGCAGAGCCAGCCGCAGCAGGGCCGCAAAGCCCCUCGCAGCCAGCUUCAGCCCAAGAACCGUGGUAGCCUAGGCCGGCAGUUGGGGCGGCUGACCCUGAUGGAAGUGGGAGAGGCGGUGGUGGAAGAGCCAGAGACCAGCGAGGAGGAGGUCGCCUUUGGCAAGGUGAAAAGAAGCCCCUGGCAAUGGGGGGGGGAGAGUGCUGCCUGCCCCCAGGUCCCGAGAGCCCCAGCCAGCCUGACCUGCAGCACCUCCUCCUCCUUGCGCCCCCUCGGCUGUUUUCUGGUUUCCCUCUUGGGGGCGGGAGGAAGGGCUGCGUUUGGCUUUGCUGGAGUGACUCCACUUUGGGCAGCAGGCAGUGAAUGGGCAGCUGGCCUGCCUGGCUUUUGUCCGCAGGAGUCAGAGCUGAGGCCUCUCCUUGCCUGCAGGAUCUUUCCUAAUGGCUUCUUAAAGGAGAGAUGAGUGGGGCAGAACAAGAUGGCUCCCCCUUAACACCUGCUUUCCCUCUUCCUGCAGGAUUCCCGAUAGGCUCCCCUCCUCGCAGUUUCUCAGGGGGCUCUGCUGCGCUGCCCCUCCUGGGGUUGGAAGCUUCAGUUGCUUGUUGCCAGUGCUGUUUGUCUAAUUGACGAUCUGGUUUUGGUGCCUUAGGGGGCUCUCCUUGCCCCCAUUUCUCAGGGACAGUUUUCGUUGUGUAGCACUUGAGGUUUUGCCUCAGCUCCUCUCACUUGUGGGACACUUUCCAUUCUGCUAUUUCUGUUCUGCUGUUCCUUCUUGAUUGGGUUUUGUGGAGCUGUUGGCUGAGAAAUAAAACUGUUUACGGA
Molecule: messenger RNA, 4391 nt
Organism: Lacerta agilis (Sand lizard)
Lineage: Eukaryota; Metazoa; Chordata; Lepidosauria; Squamata; Lacertidae
Product: cohesin subunit SA-3-like
Exons: 32
Coding region: 1-4032 (1343 amino acids)
Biological process (GO): sister chromatid cohesion
Cellular component (GO): nucleus; cohesin complex; chromatin
Molecular function (GO): chromatin binding
Source: RefSeq, a predicted model, not a curated record